Messenger RNA from Gaeumannomyces tritici R3-111a-1, 2554 nucleotides. RefSeq names its product ferric reductase. Gene Ontology annotation, cellular component: plasma membrane. The record is from RefSeq and is a predicted model, not a curated record. Gene Ontology annotation, molecular function: ferric-chelate reductase activity. Lineage: Eukaryota; Fungi; Ascomycota; Sordariomycetes; Magnaporthales; Magnaporthaceae. Gene Ontology annotation, biological process: intracellular iron ion homeostasis; iron ion transport; copper ion import. The coding region runs from base 467 to 2503 and encodes 678 amino acids. The transcript has a single exon.
GCUUUGAGCAAGUUUGCCGACCCACAGGCUUGGACUCUGGGCAAUAUAGAGACCAGCCCUAGCCUCCGCCUAGGCCCGUCAGCGUCCUCAAAAGGGAACCGGGCUGCUCCAGAAGCAGGUCAGCGGAGGCAGCUACCAACCACCAAGCCCUUGUCUCGGACGGAAAAAGGCGUGGGGGAAGGACUUACAUACCCUCCGCGUAUAGGAGCAGCCGGAAGUGAUAGCCGGCACUUGCAGCAUUACUACCCUCCCGACGGGUCCAACACUCCCGCCAGACAGGGGCUCCCAUAUAUAAGGAAAGGCGAGUCGCUUUGUGGCUGCUCGGCCUCGAGACACGCCCGUCCACUCACUCUUGGACGACAGCUGCCGCGUGCCGUUCCUCAACGACAGCCGCAGAGCCGCAAGUCCACGACCGACGGUCCGCUGCCGCGGUGGGCACUCGCUCAACACAACGCACAACAUAGCCAUGGCAACGCCACUAGCCGCCAGGCACAUCCAAGACUUCUCAAAUGCAUCCAGCGUGGAGCCUCACUGGGGCUACGCCGACCGGGUAGUGCCAUGCGUCAAUGACAAGGGCAGCUGCGAGUACCUCGACCUCGUGUACGGCGGCCACGACCUCGGCAUGCUGUACAUGGGCAUCAUGUGGCUCACCAUCCUCGGCGUCCUGGCUGCCUGGGCCGUUGCCCGCCGCACCUUCCCCUCGGUAGCCGCUAACGACAGCACUAGGGCCGACGGCGAAACACAGACGGCAGGCUCCCGCCGCGAGUCGGCCAUCGUGAGGGCCCGCAACGCCGUCGCGUCCGCCUCCCGCCGCAGCCUGCUGCCCGAGUCGGCUCGCUUCAUAUUCGGCCACACGACGCGCCUGCAGAUCACCACCCUCGCCGUCAUCAUCGCCUAUCUGACCGUCAUCACCUUUAUCGGCCUCGAGUACCGCAUGUGGCUCACGCCCGUCGCAUCCGUUCCCGGCUUGUACCAGACGCGUUCGUCGCUGGGGCCGUGGUCCGACCGCAUCGGCGUGGUCGCGUACGCGCUCACGCCCCUAUCCGUCCUACUAGCCAGCCGCGAGUCGCUGCUGUCGGUCCUGACCGGCGUCCCGUACCAGUCCUUCGUGUUCCUGCACCGCUGGCUCGGCUACGUCAUCCUCCUGCAGUCGGUCCUGCACACCAUCGGCUGGGUCGUCAUCGAGGCCCGUCUGUACCAGCCGCAGCCCAAGGUUUGGGACAACUUCGUCGUGCAGCCCUACAUCAUCUGGGGCUUCGUGGCCAUGGUGCUGCUCACCAUCCUGUUCCUGCUGUCGACCAAGUGGGCCAUCCGCGCCUUCGGGUACGAGUUCUUCCGCAAGGCCCACUACGUGCUGGCCAUGGUGUACAUCGGCGCGUGCUACGCCCACUGGGCGGCCCUGCAGUGCUUCUUGGUGCCGGGCCUCGUCAGCUGGUUCGUCGACCGCGGGGCGCGCCUGGUUCGGUCUGCCCUCCUGCACUACAACUACCUCCCCGACGGGUCCGUCGGCUUCGCCUCGGCCUCGGCCACGGUGCAGCGCUUCGAGGACGCCGAGGGCGGCGACGUGAUCCGCCUCGACUUUGUGCACCCCCAGCGGCCCUGGGCUGUCGGCAAGCACUUCUUCCUCUGCUUCCCCGAGCUCAGCAUCUGGCAGUCCCACCCCAUGACGCCCCUGUCGGUGCCCGCGACGUCCGGCCCCACGCCCGACGGUGGCAGGACGAACCCUGCCGUCGGAUCCCUCCACUCCUAUGUGGUCCGCGCCAAGGCUGGCGAGACGCGCAAGCUGGCCGAGCUGUGCGUCAAGAAGCUCGCUGGCGACGCCAAGGAUGAGAAGGGCAAGCCUCUGGACCCCAAGGUUUCCGUUGUCCUGACGGGCCCGUACGGACAGGCCAUCACUGGCGACAGCCUCACUCCCGAGACUAACAUCCUCUGCGUGGCCGGCGGCACGGGCAUCACUUUUGUCCUCCCUGUACUUCUUGAGCUGGCGCGCAGCCGACCGGCGGCGUCCGGUCGCAAGGUCGAGCUGCUGUGGGCGAUACGGCACGAGCGCGACAUGGAGUGGGUGCGGCCCGAGCUGGACGAGCUGCUGGCGGCGGCCCAGUCGCACGGCGUGCACGUCGACGUGUUCCUGACGCGCGACCCCAAGGCGCGCACCAAGGUCGCCGUCGCCUCCGGGUCCAAGGAGGACGCGCUCGCGGGGUCGUCCCCGUCGUCGGCGUCGGUCUCGUCGGGCGAGGAGGUGAACGAGGUCGGCGAGCUGGCGGUGCACCGACCGGCAACUGUCGAGGUUCCGGCGGCGCGCAGGCCCGACGUGGCGGCGGCAGUGGAGCGGUUCGUGGCGGGCACGGCGAGGGGGCCGACGGCCGUGUUUGCCAGCGGUCCUCUGAGCAUGGUGGGCGAGCUCAGGGCGGCCGUGGCGCGGGCCAACGACGGCGCCAAGGUCUGGCGCGGCGAUGGGCGCUUUGACGUCAGGCUUGUGAGCGACGAUCGGGUCGAGUGGUAGAGGAGGACUCUGGUAGAGGAAGGUCUUGUUGUUUGCAUUUUUAGAUACCAC